Grus americana (Whooping crane) is the source of this 1505-nucleotide messenger RNA. It is a transcript of the gene SLC39A1, whose product is annotated as solute carrier family 39 member 1. The coding region runs from base 234 to 1166 and encodes 310 amino acids. NCBI's taxonomy places the organism in Eukaryota, Metazoa, Chordata, Aves, Gruiformes, Gruidae. Gene Ontology annotation, cellular component: plasma membrane. The transcript has 4 exons. Gene Ontology annotation, molecular function: zinc ion transmembrane transporter activity. The record is from RefSeq and is a predicted model, not a curated record. Gene Ontology annotation, biological process: zinc ion transmembrane transport.
CUCGUUUCCUAUUGGUUGAGGUGUUCGUCACUCAGCGAUACCGUCGGGGUUUUUCGCGUCGCUAUUGGUCGCGACGCGCCGUGCCGGCUCCGCCCUCUGGAGCACCGAGGACGCGCGGGUCCGAUGUAGCGAGCGCUCCCGUUCGCUCCGACGAUGCGAAGCGCGAUCGAGUCGGCGGGUGGGAACUUCCCCCGCGGUAGUUUUUGAGUUCUCGUAUUAAAACCCCGGGUGGGAUGGUAACGAGAACCGGGCCCGGGAUGGCGGAGCUUGCCUGGAGCCCCGGGGCGGCCCCGCGCCCCCCGCCCGGGCUGGAGGCGAAGCUGGGCUCCUUGGUGCUGCUGCUGCUGCUGCCCCUCGCCUGCGGGCUCGCCCCCCUCUGCUGCUUCCGCCAGCCCCCCAGCUCCGCCGACACCCGCAGCCCGGUGCUCAGCCUGGUGAGCUGCUUCGCCGGCGGCGUCUUCCUGGCCACCUGCCUGCUCGACCUCCUGCCCGACUACCUGGCCAGCAUCACCGCGGCGCUGGAGGGGCUGCGCAUCACGCUGCAGUUCCCCUUACCGGAGUUCAUCCUGGCCAUGGGCUUCUUCCUGGUGCUGGUGCUGGAGCAGGUCGCGCUGGCGCAACGGGAGCUGUCGUCCAUCCCGGAGGAGACGCGCGCUCUGCUUCCCGCCGGUUCCAUCCAAACCCCUUCGCCUCAACCCUCCGUUCCCGGAGUCCGCGGCGCCAUCCGCUCCGGGUUGUUGGUGCUGGCGCUGGCGCUGCACGCCGUUUUGGAGGGGCUGGCGCUGGGGUUGCAGGAGGCGGAGGGGGCCGUGCUGCGCGUCUGCCUGGCGUUGCUGCUGCAUAAAUGCGCCGUGGCCUUCAGCCUGGCGCUGAAACUGCUGCGGGGUCGUCUGAGGCCGCCGGCGGUGGUCGCCUGCUUGGUCCUUUUCGCUAUGAUGUCACCGUUGGGCGUGGGGUUGGGGACGGCGGUGGCGGCGGGCGCAGGAGCGCGGCAGCGCCUGUGCCGGGGGGUGCUGGAGGGUUUAGCGGCCGGGACGUUCCUUUACAUCACUUUCCUGGAGAUUUUGCCGCAGGAACUUGGGGUCCCCCAGCAUCGCAUCCCCAAGGUCAUCCUGCUCCUCGCCGGCUUCGCCCUCGUCACCGCCAUCCUCUUCAUCAAGAUCUGAGAUGGCCCCUCCCCGGAGUGGGGGAUCCCCCCCCCCAAACAGGACCCCAGGGAAGGGGGUUCCCCACGUCACCCCUUCCUCUGUGCAAGUGCCAAAGUGUCGGGACACCCCCCCCCCCCGCACGCCCUGUGCCUCAGUUUCCCCAUUUGCACAGGGGGAACGGUGCUGUCCCCCUGCGGGACCCCCACAAUGGGGGGGGGGAGGUGAGUGUGUGUCGUCCCCCCACCCACAAGUGCCCUUACAGCGUGGGUGGGUGCCCCGGGGGACGCAGCCCGGGCCCCCCCCCGCCCCCCCAAUGGGGAGAGGUGUUGGAUGAAGCAAAUAAAGGACUGGACCUGC